AUGGAGGACCUGCUGGUGGGGGAGGGCGAGAGGCUGAGGAUGGAGGGAGAGGUGGGGGCAGGGAAAGGCACAGUGACCUCAUCAGCCACCCCUGGGGUGCGGCUCCCGAGCCCCCGCCCAGCCCGGCCCGCCUAUAUCCCCAGGCUCGCGCUGCUCCCAGCAGAAGCUGGAGAGAUGGCACUGCAGUUUGAAGCCUUCUAUGCAGGGGGCCUGGCCCCGGGCUGGAACCUGCUAGUCCAGGGACACUCUGACUCUGGAGAGGACAAGUUUGAGAUCAACUUCCUGUCUGAGACAGGGGACAUCGUCUUCCACAUCAAGCCCCGGUUCUCCAGUGCCACCAUCGUGGCCAACACCUUCCAGGGCGGCCACUGGGGCCAGGAGGAGGUGUCCAAAAUCUUCCCGCUGGUGCUCGGGGAGCCCUUUGAGAUGGAGGUCAGCUCGGAUGCGGAGCACUUCCACGUCCACGCCCAGGAGCACAAGGUGCUGCAGUUCUCCCACCGCCACAGGCCGCUGGCCGCCAUCACCCGGGUGCAGGUGCUGAGUGACCACCGCCUGGCCCAGGUGGAGCUGGCCAGGAGAGGCCUGAGCUGGGGCUGGCCCAGGAGCCCCUUCCCGCCCCCUCCUGCAGGAGGCCUGGCCUUUUGUGUCAACCGGGAGGGGCUGGGGGCUGGUGGGCUGGUGGAUGGACAAAAGGUUCCCCUCCUGGUGAAACUCUGCCUCCCCAACAGCAGUGCAAGCUACGAAAUGGGGUUCAGGCAGCUACGGUCUCAGAAGGUCCUGCUGCAGGGGCUACGCACCAUGUGGUGGUCCCCGCACUUGGGAGAUGAGAACAAACCCAACCCCUCCCCUCCAUGCCUGAAGGCCUCGCACCUCCGGCUCCGUCUCUCCCCGUUUGUCCGCCUCCUUCCGACCCUGGAACACGCCGAGCCGUCUCUGCCCCAGGGCCUUUGCACUGGCACCUCCCCCAGACACUCUUCCCCAGCGCUCAGCCUGGCCGGUUCCUCCUCGUUACACAGGCCUCUCUCCCAGAUGCUGCCUCCUCAGAGGGACCUCUAG
Molecule: messenger RNA, 1056 nt
Organism: Mesoplodon densirostris (Blainville's beaked whale)
Lineage: Eukaryota; Metazoa; Chordata; Mammalia; Artiodactyla; Ziphiidae
Gene: GRIFIN
Product: galectin-related inter-fiber protein
Exons: 8
Coding region: 1-1056 (351 amino acids)
Molecular function (GO): carbohydrate binding
Source: RefSeq, a predicted model, not a curated record